Symbiodinium natans is the source of this 582-nucleotide messenger RNA. The record is from the annotation of a GenBank genome assembly. NCBI's taxonomy places the organism in Eukaryota, Dinophyceae, Suessiales, Symbiodiniaceae.
AUGUCGGAGUACAGGCGGGUAGCUCUCUUGGUGGUGUUGCUGGUUGUCGUGCUGUCGACUCCUGCAGUGAGCAUUUUUGGCCUUCCAUUCCUCGCUUCAUUCCAGGCGGUCGCAGGAAUCGCCAUCCCCAUGGUCUGCGCGGCAAUGUCCGGAGGUUUCCUGCUCUGCUCCUUGCUGAGGUCCAAGAGCGAGCCAGACGAUCACGACUUCGGAACUCAGAAUUGGGACGACGAGACUGCCAGGAGGAGUCCCAUGCGUGGACCGGCUGACGAGCACGUCGCGCCGCAGACGUACGGCGCAGACGAGGACCCGGCGCCUGAGGAGACCAACAGCGCCGCCAACAUUGGCCUGUCCGAGAAGUGGCAGUGGAGCAACGGCACCGGAGGCCGCUGGAUGGACUUCGACGCGGAUGUUGCCUUGGAGCUGUCAGAAGCCGUCGGUCGAGGCGAGACUCUCCUCAAGCUCUCCAUUCGAGGUCGCUGGUAUGAGAUCAACCUACAAUCGAUGCAGCAGCAGAGCCUGGCGACGGGCCGUUUCCGGCCGAUUCGCAAGGUGGCGGCGGUGCAGUCGGAGUUAAUGUGA